AUGAAGUAUCUAAUGCUGUCAUCUCUUAUGCCGGAAGUGGUUGGUCGACAGCAGAAGCACUCGGAGAUUUGCUCUGACUUCAACAACGCCUACCCCAAGUUGCACGGUGCAGAUGUCGACGUAUACCCUUGGCUCAUGCAAUUGUCGAGCAACCAAUGGCUCAGUGCCCCAGGUGCUCUCAUGGGGUAUGCCGCCACCGGUGAUUCGGAUCCUAGUGUUCACAGGGCUGUUCGGAAAUACUUCCGGCGGUACCGGCCAGUGGCGCCGAUGAUCGCCGCGGAGGAGCUGCACCGCGUGUUCGGGUACGAGGAGCCGUGGUUGCAUGCGUUGUUGCACGCGGUCGCGAAGUGGAUCGGCCUUGCGGCUCUGAUCAACACGAGUUUCAAUUCAAAGGGCAAGCCGAUCACGAACUCUGUUACAGAGAGCUUACAGAUGCUGUCAGAACUGCCAGAGUUGGAUUAUGUGCUUAUCGAGGACUGGUUAUUCCGU
Molecule: messenger RNA, 489 nt
Organism: Prorocentrum cordatum
Lineage: Eukaryota; Dinophyceae; Prorocentrales; Prorocentraceae
Source: the annotation of a GenBank genome assembly